Molecule: messenger RNA, 1195 nt
Organism: Linum tenue
Lineage: Eukaryota; Viridiplantae; Streptophyta; Magnoliopsida; Malpighiales; Linaceae
Source: the annotation of a GenBank genome assembly
UCAAUUCCCAUUUCCCACCCCAUUAGCCGUCCCUUCCCCGAAUCUAUCCGUAUAGAACCCAAUUCGAACUUCUCUCCGCCCCAUAAUUAAUAAAUAAAUAACCAACGCCCAUAAGAAGCGUCCUCCCAAUCUCUCACUAUAUAUACGCGCCAUUUCCCCACCUGUUUUCAUCGCACAAUUCAAACCCCAACAAGAUCGUACACAUACAUAGAAACAGAGAGGUCCCCUGUCUUCUGAAAGUCUCUGCCUUUCUUCAUUUCUUCUUGCUAAACAAUGGCCAAUAACAACAAUGGCGAUGUCAAACUGAUCGGCGCGUGGCCGAGUCCGUUCGUGAUGCGCCCAAGGAUCGCCUUCAACAUCAAAUCCGUCGAGUAUGAGUUCCUCCAGGAGCAAUUCGGGUCCAAGAGCGACCUCCUCCUCAAAUCCAACCCUGUCCACAAGAAAAUCCCUGUCCUUCUUCACAACGACAAACCCAUCUGCGAAUCCAACAUCAUCGUCGAGUACAUUGACGAGGUUUGGUCCGCCGGCCCUUCAAUCCUCCCCUCCGACGCCCACCACCGCGCCGUCGCACGCUUCUGGGCUGCCUACGUCGACGAAAAGUGGUUUCCGAACGUGAGAGGGGCGUUAAAUGCGUCGAGCGAGGAGGCGAAGAACGCGGCGGUGGGUCAGCUAAAGGAAGGUAUGGCGCGGCUGGAGGGAGCGUAUGGGGAAAUCAGCAAAGGGAAGGAUUUCUUCGGCGGGGAGAAGAUUGGAUUUAUCGACAUUGCGUUUGGGAGCAUGUUGGCAUGGCUGAGAGCUCUGCAAGUGAUGCUGGGAGGAGUGAAGCUUCUUGACGAGGAGAAGACGCCUGGUUUGUGUAAAUGGGCGGACAAAUUCUCGGCCGAUCCUGCUGUGAAGGACGUCCUGCCUGAAACCGACAAGAUCAUCGAGUUUGCUAAGCUCCUCGUUGCUAAAAACAAAGCUGCAGCAGCGUCCUCUUAGAAGAUGGAUAUGUGUCUCGGCGAUUGUUGUCUUUUGGGUCUGUUUUCCAGCUUUAUGUUGUUGUUCUUUCAUGUUAAAUCGAGGGAAUUGGGAGCUAUGUAUCCCCUUUAUGUUUUACUCUGUUUUGGUCAUCGAUCACACAAUAAAAAUGAGUUCUAGUUUCUGGUCUUACUAUGGAGAACUAUGUCAUAUGUUUUUUUAUUGUCUACGCACC